GCCAACGGGGGAGCGUGUCUUCACUCGUUUGCAGCUCAGACGAGGAGCUGUGCCCCCUCCUCCUCCGUCCCUCUGCGUUCUCCUGCUGAGUGGCUGUCUGGGAUCUGUCCUCGCUGAAGGACGCGCUCAUUGACUCGCUUUAUAAGGACACGUUAAUGAUGCGAGACUGCCGCCUGCCGUAGUUCGAUCAGCAGGCAGAGACAGAUCAGACGGAGCGAUGCCAGCGAGGGACGACUGACUGAGACCGGUUUGCUCGCCGGAGAGCUCUUGGUUAUUUGUCAGCCGCUGUUUUCUGUCUGGUGAUUAUUGCGCUCGCCUGAGACUCGUGCACCUCUCGGAUGGUGGACUGAACAGCUGAAUGUCAGCAGCUUGUGGAGCAUGGGUACAACUGCCAGCGCCGCACCACAGCCUGUUUCUGUAGCGUCACCGCUUGAGAGUGUCCAUGGCAACGGGAUGGCCGACAGCAGGCAGUCUCUCAGCAUGAGCCCCUUCCAGACGGUCAACAUCCACAACAACAAGGCCAAGUCCAUUAUCACCAACAAGGUCGCACCUGUCGUCAUCACGUAUAAUUGCAGGCAGGAAUUCCAGAUUCACGAUGACAUCCUCAAGACCAACUACAAAGUGGGCCGGAUAUCAGACGCGAUGCCCGAGCACUACCUGGUGCAGGGGGAGUACUUCAUGGUCCAGGACGUGUACAGCAAGGCGGACGUCCUGAACACCACAGGCAGCUACGGGGCGCCCAACUUCCGCCAAGUGAAGGGAUCCUACCCGCUGUAUGGGAUGGGUCAGCCCAGCCUCAACGGCUUCAAGCAGGUUCUCCAGAGGCUCCAGGCACAAGGACAAGAGGAGAUCAUAUUCUUCUGCGUGAGAGAGGAGCCGGUGGUUUUUCUGCACAAGGACGACGACUUUGUGCCGUACACUCCCAGGAAGAAGGAGAACCUGCACGAGAACCUUCACGGCCUGGAGAAGGAGGAGAUGGUUGAAUACCUGGAGCUCACCAUCAGGAAGGAGCUCCACGACUUCGCCAAGCUCAACGAGAACGUCUUCUACGUCUACAACGACAUCGAGUACUUCAAAGACGAGCCACAGAAGAUAUCCAUCACGUGCGAGGAGGACAUCCACGUGACUGAAGAGGUCUACAAGAGGCCGAUGUUCACCAUGCCGGCCUACAGGUACUACAGACUACCGCUGCCGAUGGAGGGAGCGCCGCUGGAGGAGGACUUUGACGCAUUCGUUAACAUACUCAGGGAGAGCCCCAGCUUGUCUCUGGGUCACGGUCCGUCCCAGCAGCUGCCCGCUCUGCUCUUCAGCUGCCAGGUGGGCGUCGGCCGCACCAACCUCGCCAUGAUCCUGGGCACGCUGGUGAUGAACCGCCUCAGGGGCGACACGCAGCCGCCGCCUCUAGUUGAGGCGGCAGCAGCUUCAGAACCCAAACCACUGUUCAAGGUCAUCCAGUCUCUGAUCAGCAAGCUGCCCAACGGACAGCAGGUCAUGGAAGAGGUUGACCAGGCAAUAACCCUGUGCUCAGAAAUGCACAACAUAAAAGAAGCAAUAUACGAGAACAAGAGCAAGCUGGAAGGGAUCGGAGAAGAUUAUCAAAUUCAGGGAAGCAGUACCAAAGACUACUUUCUCAACAGAACCAUGCAGAGUUUGGAGCGCUACUUCUUCUUGAUCGUGUUUAACGCGUACCUUCACGAGCAGUACCCCCUUGCCUUUGUGUCCAACUUCAGCCAGUGGAUGUGCUGCCACGCUUGGCUGUACCGGCUACUGGCCCGCAUGGAUCUGUCGGAGCUGUCCGCUCCGGCCGAGCUGGUCACCAGAGGAGCACGGGUCCUGGUUGCUGAUGAGUACUUGGCUCCUGACGUGCUCAGCACAGUGAAGGAGAUGAAGGCGGUCAACUUCAGACGAGUGCCCAAGAUGCCUGUUUAUGGAGUGGCUCAGCCGACGUUAGAGGCCACCGGGGCGGUUUUGGCCCAUCUGACGGACGAGAAGAGGAAGCACAGCCACGUGUUGUGGGUCAACCUGCAGGAGGAGCUGGUGCUGGAGGGCAACGGGCAGAUUUUCAACCCGAGGGAGCCGUCGUGUCUCGACCAGCACAUCUCGAUCCCGUCGUCUGACCCGCUGCUGCUAGAGAAACUGGAGACAUCCCUGAAGGAGGAGAUUCUGCAAGCUCAGAAGUGGCUGGAGGUGAUCCUGGAGCAGGAGAAACAGAUGAAGAUGUUCAAAAGCUGCAUGACAGUCCAAGAAAUCUUCAACCAGCACAAGAGCUCCUACCAGGGCCUGGUCUUCAAACGCAUCCCGCUGCCGGACUGCAGCGCGCCCCGGGAGGAGGAUUUUGAUAAGCUGUUGGAGGCCAUGAAGAGCGCCUUGGCGGAGGAUUCUCACUCAGCCUUUGUUUUCAACUGCUCCAACGGCAAAGGCAGGACCACGACCGCCAUGGUCGUCUCUGUUCUGACGCUCUGGCACUUCAACGGUUUCCCAGAGUUUGCUGACGAUGAGAUUGUGAGCGUCCCUGAUGCCAAGUAUACGAAAGGAGAAUUUGAGGUCGUCAUGCAGCUGGUGCGUCUGCUCCCCGACGGCCACAGGAUGAAGAGGGAGGUGGACAUGGCCCUGGACUCGGUCAGCGAGACCAUGACCCCCAUGCACUACCACCUGAGAGAGAUCAUCAUCUCCACGUACAGACAGAUCAAAAGCGGUAAGACGGAGAAGGACUGUCAGCAGCUGCUGCUGAGGAGCCUGCAGUAUCUGGAGCGCUACGUUUACCUCAUCCUCUUCAACACGUACCUGCAUCUAGAGAAGAAGGACUCGUGGCAGCGCUCCUUCACCCUCUGGAUGGAGCAGGUGGCUGCCAGAGCCGGAGUUUAUGACAUCCUCAACCAGCUGGGCUUCUCCGAGUUUGAAAACCCGAGGGACACGCCACUGGCCAGACUGCGCUGCCGCUGGCAACAGCACAACAUUCAGUCACUUCCUUUCCGAGGGGAGUUCAUCUGAGAGAGGAUCACUGUGAACGCACCAAAACAGAACGACAGACAUUUACAGUCACAUCGUUACGCCUUCGACAUAUUUACCCUGUAUCAUGUAUUAUCUUCACAUCAUCUGCUGUUUGUGCUGCAGCUGUUUGUUGUUUUCUUUAAGUCUCACUGGCAAGGUUCAUACUUCCUCGCUGUUUAGUUCUUAGCAAAAUGUUGCUCCUGUAUUAGAUAUUUGUGCCUUUUUUUUUUUUUUUUCCAGUCAGUGGUAGAUGUAAGAACUGUCAGUGUACUAAUAUGCACACAUCUCGGUUAACAGAAAACAAAUGUCCUCACUUGUGACCGCCUUCUGAAGCUUCUGCUGGAACCAGACGGGAGCUAAACGUUGUUGUGGAGCAAAGAAGUCAAAUUCCACUGUGUUGUCAGCCACCAAUUUUGGUUGCAUGUCACAACUGUUAGCUGUUGUCUGCCCUGAUGUUUCUGUCCUGGUGCCCUGACCUUUUCUUCCAGGUGUUGAUCGGCGGCAUUGUCUCGAGAAGAGUCCCGGUGUACAUAAUGAAAGCUGUCGUUAUUUAAAUGUGGAUGACUUUGAGAGGAGGCUCGCACAAGAUGCUGUUGAGUUUGUUUUUUGCUGCAGCAGUUGCUUUUUACAUUUAAUUACACGUGUCAGGUACUAACAUGUAAGGAAUUUUUAUGUUAGGUUUACUUUGAAGCUGUUCAUGUGUCUUUUUUUUUUUGCUUAAAUUGCCCUGAAAUGCUAACACCACUUCACGUUGUGUGAUGUGGUGAAACGUCGUCCCGUCUUUCAUCCUACACAUCGUCAGAACCUGCAUUAGCACCAGUUCAGGUGGAGACUCGGUUGCGCGACGCGAGCGGCGGCCGAUCUAGCCUCGAGCUUUAAACGGAGAUGAGCCGCCGUCUCCAGAGGCAGCGGCUCUAUACGAGAACCGUAAACAGACUUUGAUGUAUAAAAUCUGUGGAGUUUCCCUUUUUUUUUUUUUAUCUCUCUCUCUCACACAGACCUUGCGACCCCCUGCCACUAAACGGUUGCAAUGUCUGUAACGUCACAAGGAAUUAUACGUCUGACUGUAAAAUUUAUGGAUGGAAACAGUCGGGAUUGCAAGAAGUCGGUUGGAUAAUUAAAAAAAGUCACUUGGUAUCAAUUGAGGAGGGUUAAAUCUGCCCUCCUACAUAACUGCAGCUCGUGUCGGUGGAACGAAACAAUGGCUGCCUUCAGAACAAUGAGUUAUAAUGGCCAUCCACACAGAGCAGCGAUUAGACCGGUGUCUUCGCUGAGCACAUGCCAAUUACCGUUAAGCGUUCCUGCAUUGGUCGUAUAACUUUAACUGUACAGUAUUUCUUUUGAGUCCUAACACUUUGAGUAUCGUUUGUUACUCUUUGAUUUGCUAAUACGCGUUUAGUUGCAAAGUAACUCGAAAUGUGCUUUAACUACGAAUCCUGCCUUAAAAACCAGAAAGAUAAGCCAGAAGAAAAUCCUCCAAACGCCUCUCGCUUCUCUUCGCUCCUUCCUGUCUGAAACGUUUGCAGACUGCAGAGCUGAUAGAGACCGAAUGAGCAGAAAGUGGUGAUGAGGAUGAUACUGAAGCAGACAUUUUGAUGCUAGAAUCAAUCUUAAUAGGAGCACAUACACGUGCCUGGUUGUAAUAACACCCUAAUGUCUUAGCUAUGCUCUUAAUUUAAUGUUUUGUUUUUUAUUUUAAAACCGGCUCUCUUCACGGAGGCAACGUUGUUAUCUGUUAUUCACUGUUAUUUUCAUUUUUUGGAGGCUAAAAUAAAUAAUUCAAAUAGAUUUAA
Stegastes partitus (bicolor damselfish) is the source of this 4784-nucleotide messenger RNA. RefSeq names its product phosphatase domain containing paladin 1a (gene pald1a). Bases 379 to 2991 code for a protein of 870 amino acids. The transcript is spliced from 20 exons. NCBI's taxonomy places the organism in Eukaryota, Metazoa, Chordata, Actinopteri, Pomacentridae. The record is from RefSeq and is a predicted model, not a curated record.